Capronia coronata CBS 617.96 is the source of this 1263-nucleotide messenger RNA. RefSeq lists its product as uncharacterized. The record is from RefSeq and is a predicted model, not a curated record. The transcript has a single exon. The coding region runs from base 1 to 1263 and encodes 420 amino acids. Lineage: Eukaryota; Fungi; Ascomycota; Eurotiomycetes; Chaetothyriales; Herpotrichiellaceae.
AUGGCUACCGUCUUCUCAGCCCCCGACAUGCUUCACUUCAAGGCCGACUUCCUUGAAGCUCAGUCUGCCCUCGUCCAAGAUCUCGCCAACGACAUACACAAAGCCGCGAGCAUCCUCGCUUACAAAACCUACGACUUCGAAACUGAAGCAGACAAUCUUCGCAAACGAGCAUGGGAGAUCAGAUCGGCUGAGACCGAGACCGAGACCAAGAAUGAGACUGAAAUCAAUGUUUUCGGGAAAGGAGAUCAAAAUAAUGGCACUGACUUCGAGACUCCAGACUUGGUGACCACGGCGGCGGAGACGAUCAAGGUCGCUCAGCAGGUGAAGCUCGAAUUGAAAACCCUGAUCGAAGUCGCCUGCGGUUCUGGGUCCAGCAGAGGUGAAAUCGCAACUACUCAUCCGACCGGGGUGACGGUGGACAUCCAUGGGCAACCUAAAAUCAAGCGAGAGGAAAAGGAGGACAAUGCUGCUGCAGGUGGUGAUGGCGACGAUGCAAUUUGCAAUGAUGUACCGAGCAAAUCUAUGAUCCCUGAUAUUGCAAAUCCGCCAGCAUCAGUAGUCACUCAGUCUUCUUUGAAUGCUCGUCAUCACCACCGCAGCAGCGACUUCUUGUCGGUCAACAGUCAGUUUCGUCCCCAGAAUCCUCAGAUCGGUCUUGAAAAACAUGGCCGCCAGAGAGCGAAUGAGCAUGUCCAUCAAAAGUCUUCCUCACACACCACACAAACAUGGAGCUGGACGCCUAUGGAUACUACGAAGGACGAAUGUCCAGAUAUGGUCUGCGGCGUCUCAUGUCCAGCAAGCAAGGGGUCGUUGCCAUCGAGCGUUGCCAUGGCCCAGACUGGGACCGAAUCUCCAGAAAUGUAUGCAUGUGAUCCAGGUGAAUUCGAGCUUGACUCUGUGUUUUCAUUCGAGCCUGAGCCUAAGCCAUCAACUCAACUUCAGGAACACAGUCAAUUGGACUUGCUAGCCGACGCUCCCAUGGACAUCGAGGCAGAUGAGGACGCAGAUGCAGACUGGAAUAUGCUUUCUGUUGCAUCUGACCAUGAAUAUGAAGCUGAAGUUGAAGCUGAACAUGAACAUGAACAUGAACAUGAACAUGAAGACGGACGCGAACUCGAGCUCGAGCCAGAGGGUGAGUUUCUGCCAUGGAUUCCUGCCAAGAUCGUCAUCCCUCGUCACAAGGUACAAACGGCUGCCGAGCGACUGUUGCAGUCGGUCCUGAUGGGCCAUCAAGCCAGAUUGCAGCGAGAGUGCGCGUACUAG